AUGUUAGAGGAGGCAAACAGAGCCAAGGGCAGAGAUUUCAGCAGUACCAAUACCUGCAAGGACAGAGGGAAACUUGGGAGCAAUAGACCCAAAAGUGAUAAACCUGUCAAGAUUAAAAUUCACACAACACCAAGUAAUUCUAAUCUUCAGGAAUUAUCUAAGGAUAUUAAGGAAUAUACAAGAAAAUUAAGACUAGCAGAGUUUUUUCAUAAGGAUGACGAAGACAAAAACACGUCUGAAAGUGAUCUUGUAAGGAACAAAUCAAAUUUUAAUCCAAAGAAAGGAAGGAACAGUCUCCUUGACACUGUUUGUAAUACGCUGCAAAAUAUACCUUUAAGGAAUGAAAAAAAUAAUACAAGAAGUAAUUUACGAAAAGAAGAAGAAAAGGCUGUUCAAUCGCUGACAAACGAUUGUUCAAUCGUAAUCAAAGAAGCAGACAAGGGAGGUGCAGUAGUGAUUAUGAACACAGAAUACUACAAAUCAAAAAUAUUACAAAUGCUCAAUAACAGUGAGUUUUACGAUAAAAUACCAGAAAACAGUGACAAAAAGACAAUGCGAAAAAUCAUAAACUUGAUAAAGAACCACAACACAACGUCCUGUUUAACAGAUAAAGAAGAGGACUUCUUAAUGAAUUUUGAUUUCAGAGAAAGUGCAUUUUAUGGACUUCCUAAGAUACACAAGUCUAAAACAAUAAAGGAAGCGAUUAAAAUACAAAACUCUGCAUAUGUUACAUGUAACGAUCCGGAAGAUCUCACAUUUAGACCUAUCGUAGGUGGACCCAAUGCUCCUACACAAAGGCUGAGUCAUCUUAUGGACAUAUUACUGAAACCUUUAUGCUUAGAAGUAAAAAGUUAUGUUCGUGAUGAUCUGGAUUUUCUGAGACAUCUACCUGAAAAUGUUAGUCAUAAUGCCAAACUAGUCACAAUGGAUGUUACCAACUUGUACACUAAUAUUACUACUGAUCUUGGUGUCAAGGCGCUCGAAUACUGGAUUGAUAAAUAUCCACAAAAAAUUAAUGCGCGUUUCAGCAAAGACUUCAUCUUAGAGGCGAGUAAGAUAGUAUUGCAAAAUAAUACUUUCUCCUUUAGCGACAAGCAUUAUGCACAAAAGAAAGGAACAGCAAUGGGAACGAAAAUGGCCCCUACUUAUGCCACCCUCACACUAGGAUAUCUAGAAGAAAAGAUGUAUGAAAGAACAACUCGGUACUUUGACCAACAAAUUACAGAAAAUAUAAAGAACAAUUGGAAAAGAUACCUCGAUGAUUGUUUUAUAAUUUGGAAUGACAGCGAUGCGAAUCUAGCAGCUUUCCUAAAUAUUAUGAAUGAUCUAGAUCCUGACAUCAACUUCACAAUGAAAGAAAGUUUUCAAAGUAUUCCAUUUUUGGACGUCUUAAUUAAAAAGGAUGGAGAAUGUCUUUCGACAGACAUAUACUACAAACCGACGGACACACAUCAAUACCUUCAUUUCAGUUCCUGUCAUCCUAGCCAUACAAAACGCUCGAUCCCGUACAAUUUAGCUAGAAGAGUCUGCACAAUAGUUAGCGACGAGAAAACAAGAGAUAAACGUCUAAAUGAAUUGAAAAAGUAUUUACUUGAACAAUGUUAUCCUUCCGGAAUCAUUGAGGACGGGAUAAAAAAGCCCACAGAAAUCGACAGAGAAACACUUAUUAAUUCCUCAAAUAGUGACAAUCCGGAUACCUCAAUAUUACCGCUUGUAACUACCUACAAUCCGAGGAACAGGAAUAUUACCCCUACAGUGCGUAACCUCAACAACCUUCUACAGACCGAUGAGAAAAUGUCCAAAGUGCUGGAAAAAUAUAAAUUCAUCAACAGUAAAAGACAACCUAAAAAUCUCAGGAGAAUAUUGUGCAAAUCUGUAUUUCAGCAACAGAAUUCAUACACGGUCAAUACAUGCUCCGAUUCACGUUGUGGAACUUGCCGAUAUAUUAAAGAGGGAAGUACUUUUACACUCGGAAAUAAGAAAUUUACCGUAAAUGCAGACAUGACCUGUGCAUCAAAAAACCUUAUUUAUUGUAUAAAAUGCGCUGGAUGCGGAGAAUUAUACAUAGGAGAAACCGGGACCGCCCUUCGCACUCGCAUACGUAUACACAGACAGCAUAUCAACCAACCCCAGUACAGAAAAAUAAAACUCAGUGAACAUCUUGAUAUUUGUGGACAGGGACAAUUCACAGUUUAUCCCUUUUAUAAACUCAAAACAGAGAGCGUUUUAGAAAGACGGGAAAAAGAAAAACAUUUUAUAAAUAUUUUUAAACCAUCCCUAAAUAGUUUAAUAUAG
Saccostrea cuccullata (small rock oyster) is the source of this 2295-nucleotide messenger RNA. RefSeq lists its product as uncharacterized. Bases 1 to 2295 code for a protein of 764 amino acids. NCBI's taxonomy places the organism in Eukaryota, Metazoa, Mollusca, Bivalvia, Ostreida, Ostreidae. The record is from RefSeq and is a predicted model, not a curated record. The transcript has 3 exons.